Messenger RNA from Myzus persicae (green peach aphid), 248 nucleotides. Its product is annotated as histone H3, embryonic-like. The transcript has a single exon. NCBI's taxonomy places the organism in Eukaryota, Metazoa, Arthropoda, Insecta, Hemiptera, Aphididae. The record is from RefSeq and is a predicted model, not a curated record. Gene Ontology annotation, cellular component: nucleosome. Gene Ontology annotation, molecular function: protein heterodimerization activity; DNA binding; structural constituent of chromatin. The annotation marks the transcript as partial.
GAGAUAAAUCUUGUCGGACAUCCAUAGUUCAUAACAGUUAUCAGUUUUGUCAGUUUCAAACAGUCGAAAUGGCACGUACCAAGCAAACAGCCCGCAAGUCUACCGGCGGAAAGGCGCCCAGGAAACAGUUGGCCACCAAAGCCGCACGAAAGAGCGCACCAGCCACCGGAGGAGUGAAGAAGCCACAUCGUUACCGUCCGGGAACCGUCGCUCUCCGUGAAAUCCGUCGUUACCAGAAGAGCACGGAA